This is a messenger RNA of Thermothielavioides terrestris NRRL 8126, 570 nucleotides long. RefSeq lists its product as uncharacterized. The transcript has a single exon. The record is from RefSeq and is a predicted model, not a curated record. The coding region runs from base 117 to 476 and encodes 119 amino acids. NCBI's taxonomy places the organism in Eukaryota, Fungi, Ascomycota, Sordariomycetes, Sordariales, Chaetomiaceae.
GUGCUGCAGAUUCGUGAACAGUAGUCACUAACAGGACAGCAGCAAUUCGCGCCGACUCGAUCCAUCACGACCGUCCCGAUUCCAUUAGCGCCGAUUUUGCCGACCGACUGCGGCAGAUGGGCAUCGUGCAACCCAAUCCGACAUAUUCGCCGUCAUCUAUCGCAUCUCCCUUCCAAGAUGCCUCCGGUAUCAGUCAAUCCUUGUCAACACCGCGGUUCCCGUCCUCUUCGAGCAACGCAACCCUCGGCGUCCUCGAGGUGCGGCGGCGGCUUGAAGCUCGGGCCAAGGACGAGCUUGAAAAUGUGGGCAAGUCAACUGACACGGGCCGAGAGUUCCUCGACAUCAGUACGGUGAAGCAAAUCCUGCUGCGGCGGCAGCGCGGCGAGUCGGCAACAGAGAUUGAGGCGCGCCUAAACCUCAAGCCAGGCGUAGUCGCGAGGUUGGGCCCGGAAUCCGUCGUUGCCCCGGCAUCGUGAUUCAACCGCGAGGACGAAAUACUUCUUGCAUGACUAGCUGAGGGCUUGCUGCCAGCGGAUGGUUGUACCGCCAAAUCCAAGACCGAAACCCGCG